Molecule: messenger RNA, 6789 nt
Organism: Tinamus guttatus (white-throated tinamou)
Lineage: Eukaryota; Metazoa; Chordata; Aves; Tinamiformes; Tinamidae
Source: RefSeq, a predicted model, not a curated record
AUGGAGUCACAGAAAGGCAGCUCGCAGGAGGACAAAAAGGAAUGUGCAGCUAACAGUCCACUGUGGCAAAGCUGUGAGAAGCAAGGACUGGAUGCAGCAUACUGGCUCCCCAACCUCUUGGAUAUACUGGGGGUUAAGUCCAAGGAAGCUCUGCAACAUCUGCAGUAUGAGGACUACCUUAAACUGGAAUGUAAGGUACGGCGUUCCUGGGAAAAAAAGGCUCUUCUAAAACUCAUGGACAUUGAAGACAAGAAGAAAACAGGUGAGAAUGUGCCGAAGAAGCGCUUGGAGGUGUCAGAAAAGAGACACAAAUCAGCUCUGAAGGAUUUGAAAGAAAUGCAGAAAGAGAUCCACCACACCAAGGAACUGAAAAAAGAGGAGGAGCUGCAGAAAGUCUUGGACAUUCCCCAGGACUUCUUGGACCCACCUGAGAACAGAAUGGUGAAGGUGGUGGAAAAGAUGCAAAAGCAGCUGGAGCAGCAGGAGAAAUCGGCGUGCAGGAGUGCGACCAUCUCUGAUGAGGACGUCUUGAGGCGGGCAUCAGGGGGCCUGGCCCUGCAGGGCAUUUACAGAACCAACUGCCUGGAGGACAUGCUGGCCAAGCGAGAGCAGCUCAUCAAGAUUCCCGAGGGAUUCCAGCUCGCUGGAGCAGAACAAGGGUCGGUGCUUGAGAAGAAGGAGUUUUCAUCUGCUGCAGCAGAAGCCACUUUCACCAAGUCCAUGGAGCAGCUGGGGUUCAGUAUCAGCGCUGCUAGCAAAAGCAUGUACUGGAAUUUUAAGUUUGAAGCUGCUCUAGAUUACAGUAAUUCCUCACAUUCAGUGGAAAGCCACCAGUCACGCUCUGAGCAGGCGUAUUUCUGUAGCACCAAGUACUGCUACGUCCCUGUGGCCUCCUGCUACUUCCAAAGGCACCAGCUCCGCCUCUCGGAUGCAGCGCUGCAGGAGUUACGGGACAUCGAGCAGCUGCUGAGCAUCACUCCGGAAGCAAACCAGCUUGACAUGCUGAAAAGCAGGUGUGGGAGCUUCUUCCACAGGUUUGGGUCCCAUGUAAACCAGGGCCCCCUGCACUUUGGGGGAAUAUUCUGGUGGAAAGCAUCUGUGGAAGGAUUCAGGGCAGAGGAGCGGGAAGACAUGAAAAGGCAAGCCUCUCAAGCACUGAACUCCUAUGUUGGGGCCAGCUAUGAAUACUUUGUCUUCAGGGCAGCAGGGGAUGUUCAUGCUUCACAUUCCAGUUCUGAGGCAUCAUUUAAGGUAAAAGAUAGAAAACAGGAGAAGAAAUCAAUUCUGCUAUUUGUGACGAAAACAGGAGGCCCCUCUGAGGUGGAUUCCCUUGCUGAGUGGAAAUCUGGGCUAGUAAAUAGCAAGGCAACUUGGUGUGUUAUUGACCGAGGCUUUCAGCUGAUCCCAGUGUGGGAUAUAGUCCUAUGUAACCACAGCAACAAUUUUAAAUCUGCUCAUCAGAUGAGCAGCUGCCUGCGGACUGCGUAUGAAGCUCUAACUCACCACAGUGUCACCAUGUUGUUUGGGGAGGAACUGGUCAGCGCCGUGGAGGAGGCCCGAGACUUCUUAGAGGGAGUGAGGGCCUGGGAGGCCACAGUAGAUGAAAAGAAAUUGCUCACGUUGAUAGAAUUCAAACAGAAUCUGAAUGAUAAAACAAAAAACCAUAGCAUCUGGAUCAAUAAGUGCCUGUCAGACAAGACAUUGCAGCAGUUUUUGGUAAAUACCGUUUUGUCUUGCCAGAAGUCAUCCUCCGAAAACACCAUUUAUAUCAAAUCCCUGUUGAGGUGCCUGCUGCAUCCUCAUGUGUAUUCCGUUAAGGAUUUUCCCCAGGCUUCUUUUAUUAUGCAAUGGAUCUUUCACACCGAGCAUGCCAUUCCUGAAACACCCAGUGUUUCUGAGUUUGAAGAUCUUGCUGAGACACUGCUGCAAAUGAAAGGGCUCAUCCAGGAAGCUACCUAUGCACCAGAAGCCUCUGCAUCAGCUAUCCAUGAAGCAAAGAUAAAAGCCACUCUGACCAUAAGCCUAUCUGCUCAUUCCUUACUCCAGUUUCUCCGAGACAGGAAGCAGAAAGACAUGGAACUGUUAGUGCUCUUAGUUACGACCAGCACUGGAUACAGAGUGGAAAGCAAUACUUUUCAGCACCUCCUUGGACUUCCAGAAAUUAAUUUCAUGAUAAAGGAAAUGCAAACGGUGCAUAAAGAAUAUCUGAGUCUGAAGGAGCAGGAUGUUUACAGAGCUGAAGCCUUCCUUCUGCUGACAGGUCUUACUAUAACACCUGACUAUAAAGAGCUGUCUCUUGAGCAAAAGUAUGACCGUUUAGUUGUCAUGAAAGAUCAAAUGGAAAAUUCAUGGUCCACAGAGAUAAAAAAUCUCCUUGAAAAGCACAAUGCAUGCAAAGACUGGGAGAUGUUGGAAAGAAACUUGCAUUCCUUUGUCAAUGGAUGCUUGGAUGACACAUACGAUGAUCUGAAAAAACACAGGAUAAUCAAAGACAUGGAAGACACUUUUCAAGAAAUAAAACCUUCUAGUCAAUCUACAUCAAAAUCUGGGCAGAAAUCUUGCAGUAAAUCCAAAAUAAAUGAAGUAAUUGCAAACCAGGAGUUCCUCAACCUACUCAGGCGCCUUGGACUGGAAAGAUACUAUCCAAGAAAAAUGGGGACGGAAGAUUUCCACAUAUUAUACAAGACAUCCAUACAUGACAGCCAACCCAGCAAGGACAAUGAACUAACAUUUUACUUCCUGCAAAAGCUACUAAUGGCGGAUUAUCGGGUGAGAUACCUAGUUUGCAAAGAAAAAAGUAACCAAGAGGUAACACAUAUACCAAAAUUCCCAGAAAGUGAGCAUGAACGUGCUCACACCUUUGAUGAUUUUUUCACUGAUUUUGCUGAAGUAUCCAAUGUGUCUGAAACCAGGGAGAGUCACGUGCACCCCAUGGACCUCCAGAUGGCCAUUUUUCAUUGCGCUGAUGAUUUCAUGAGACAGUACAUUUCAACAAAGCUCGCCUUCUGCCAGCUUGCACUGCCCCUCCUGGUACCAAAUCCAUGCACCUCCCAGAUCGAGUUCCCUCUCUGGGCCCUCAGCCAGAUUAAAAAGAGCUGGAAAGGGAUGGAAAUAAUGGGAAGGCACACCACGGUCAAGAAUCUCAAAACCAAACUGAUUUACCAGGCAGAGACGCCCAUUGUGUCCUUCAUACGGAUUGGGAGCUCUCCCUCCCCUUCCAAGUCGCAGAUCCUGAAUGCCCUGCUGAGUGAACACAAACAUGACACCUUCUUCCAUCGACACUGCAAGGGCAGCACCAAAGAGUGCCUGCUGAUGAAAGGCGUUGUGGAGAUCUCCUGGUACUGUCCCAGAGGCAGCGCUGAUGACACCUUUGACUGCUGUGUGGCCUUCUGUAAUUUGCGUGGCGACGCGAGAGACCAUGAACCACAACUGCAGUUUUUGCAGGAGGUGUCAUCUGUGAAUGUGGCUCUCCUACCUGGCUCUGAUCAGAGCGACGAGAAAGGCAUGAAAAUUCUACGUGACCUGUGGCAGUCUCAAAAGCCUUUGAUUUGCCUUUUCACUGAAAAAGAGAAUGUUGCAUCUGUCCGAUCUAGCCAAAAAGUAAGGAUAGGCAUCAAGAACAGAAAUGAAGCAGAGUUAAUAGGUGAGCUGACAAAAACGAUCAGAGAUCUACUAGAAGGGUCAAAAAACCUUUUAAGUCUUGAUGCCUGUCAGGACAUAGCUCGCCAACAUGGAUUUAUUAUUGAUGAAGAUGCAGAAGAGUGCGUGACAGCCAAAGCAAAGGCAAAGGCCUUGGUGCAACUCUUAAAAAAGGAGCAAUUGUCUGAGAUCAAAUCACAGCUAUUGCCUCUUCAAGGAAAACUGUGGUGCACAUGGUGUAAAAAGGACAAAGAGCUCAGCCGCUUGCAGGAAAAGAGGAACAAAAGCAUAGAACAUCAUCGGAGCCAGAUUGAGUCAGAGAAGUCAGCAAUACGAAGAAAGCAAUUAGACAGAGCAUUCCCCCUCAAUGAGCUGAUGAAAUCGUUCCUUGGCUUUCUCCAGUCACAGUCAGAAGAAACCAAGAAAUACUUCCUGCAAUGGAUGAAGGUCUUUAUGGAUGACCUGUCCUCUGACUGCAUUGAUGAACUUAGGAAAGAAUAUCAUAAGUUAUGGUAUCAAAUCCUGGAAAUAAAGAAGAGCAGUGAAAAAGACAGUCUGACAACUUUAUUGAAGAACAGGUUAGAAGCCCUCUCAAGUGAAAUCAAUGAUUCAUCCAUUGGUCUUGAACAUAUUUUGAGAGAGGUAGGGCAGAUUUAUGAAGCUCUAGGACCAAUGAACUCAAAAGACAAGUGUUUCUUCAAACUACCUGAAAUUGCUGCCGAUCUGAUGAUUUCAGGAUAUCCAGUUGAACUGAUGGAUGGCGAUGCUUCCUACGUACCAUUAGAAUGGGUCGGGGCAAUCUUUGACAGAUUAGCUGAGAUGCUAGGGGACAAGAGAGUCGACGUCAUUCGCUUUGAUGUCAACACCCACGUUCAUUACUUUGCCCAUCUUUGGGAAGGAAACCCACCGAUGGCGCCUCCCAACCCCGCUUACAGCCAAAACGUGCAGGAGCUCAAGAGCAAAAUUCUCCAGGCUGCCAAGAAGGAAUCGCAGGGCAGAAUUUUAAGGUUCUCAAGCUUGAAAGUGCGUCUUGAGGACCUGUGGAAUGCUUUGCUGAAUGAAAAUUUUAUUUUUAGCUUCAAGAAUUCUGUGGAGAUUGCCGCGUACAAUAAACUGGAAACAGCAUUUAGCCAGUGGACCUGGCAGCUGAGAAGUCACAUCCUGGAUUUGCAAAUGAAACUGGACAAUAGAAUUCGUAAUGGGGAAUUGCAGACGGUCACCACAGAACACCUUGAAAAACUAGUGCAGGAGAAGAAUGAUGACAUCAUGAAAGACCUGGAAACAUUUUUCAGUGAGGACAAAGACUGUGAGAUACUGAUCCAGUGGAAAUCCAGCACUGAAAUGAAGCUGAAGGAACUGAAAGAGUCACUUCUUGCUGAAACCAGAAGGAAAUGCGAGAAAUUUAUUGAAUUAAAGAAGAAACAGAGUAAACUGGAUGUCAGGAAGUCAGACUAUGAAAAUGAGCUCCUGGAAAGGAGCAGGAUGUUGGCUCUGUCUCUAAAAGGCCAGGAAUUAAGUGAAGAACAACUAAGAAAGAGCUUUGAUAGUCUCUGGGUUGCCUGGGUUACUGAAGUGUCCUCUGUUGUUCCACCUAUAGAAGAGGUUCAUAUUGAUGUGGAUUUUGAAGAUGUCCUUCUAGAACAUUUCAAGGAGCCUAAUCUAGCUGCAAGAAUCAAGUUAUUUUCCAAACAACAGCCUUUUUCUGUCGACUUGAAGAAACAUGUCAUUAAGAAAAAACUUUGGGGCGUCUGGCAUACCAGUUUAGGUGAUGCUGAGGUGAAGCACGUGCAUCACAUUACAGAUAACAUCAUAGCGGGGGUGAUGGCAAAGAUUGAUAAGAAAGAGAAGGACAAAAUGGAUUACAGUCGAAAUUUUUUUCAUGAAAUCCUGAAUGAAGUACAGAAAGGCAUAGACUCUGUCCCUAGCAGUGCAAAAUACAGUUUUAAAAAAGAUUACAAAAUAGAUUUAUCACUGUAUCUGUGCACAAUGGCAGCGGAAAGGUUUAAGGACAUGCAUGCAGCAUUCAAAAGGGCAAACGAUCCAUCCAUCUACCUACAAAGUAAGAGAGAAGAUUUCUUCAAGGGUUUCCAGAUUUCCUGUCAAGGAGCAACUUCUAUCACAACAUUCACUGACUUUUUGUGCAGUAAGAUUUCUCCAGCACUUUGCCAGGCAGUCUAUGAGAAGACAGCUAUUACCAUAGCUAGAGACAUGAGGAUUAAAGUCCAAGAUUUUAGUGGCAAUCGAGCUCAGCUGGAGGUCUGCAUAUUGAAACACCUGGCACAAGAGGAAAGUUUUGAGAAAUUCAAUCGCUACCUUUAUUCCCCAAGAGACUUUUUUCAAGAAUAUAUCAAGAAACUUGUUGAUGAGUACUGUUUAGAUAAGAACAGGAGGCUGGAGAUGUUCUUAAAUGACUCCCUUACCCACUACUAUGAAAACAUUCAGUCGGCUGUUUUUACCUCAACCAGAGUUGUCAAAGAUAGAAAUGAUAGAAACGACAAAAUCUCCCUUUGGCUGGAUGAGUUCUGCAGCAGUCUUAAAGAGGUGCUAAACCUGCCCAGAAAGGACCUGAAAAGUAUUGAGCAUCUGAAGGUAACAGACAUAGAGUUCCUGAAUGAUGCCGUGACAGAAGCCCUGGCUCCCCUGCAUGAUGAGCUUAGGCAGGGGUUUGCCAACGCUGACAUGAGCUCCUUUGGGCGGCAGCCACACACCAUCCUCGCUGAGCAGUUUGCAGGGUGCUGGGAGCAGUGUCCCUUUUGCGGGGCUGUUUGCACAAACACUUUGUUCAAGCACGAUGGAGACCAUCAGCUUGUUUUCCACCGUCCCAAAGUUUUGAUCGGAUACAAGUGGUAUAAAACAGACAAUCUCGUGAUUGACAUUUGUUCCAGUAGUGUGGCAAGUGAAUGCGUAUUCAGUGUUGGUGAAAACAAAUGGAUUCCUUACAAGAAAUACCGGGAAGCAGGGCCUCCUUAUUCUGCUUGGAACAUUCAACCAGAUACAUCUGUGGAAGUGUACUGGAAAUGGUUUGUGUGUCAUUUCAGGACACAGCUGGAAAAAAUGCACAAUGGCAAAUUUCAAGGCAAAGGAGAAAUUCCUAACACAUGGAAGAGAAUUACAAAGCAGGAAGCACUCUCACAGCUGGAGAAAUUUUAG